This is a messenger RNA of Cokeromyces recurvatus, 903 nucleotides long. RefSeq lists its product as uncharacterized. Lineage: Eukaryota; Fungi; Mucoromycota; Mucoromycetes; Mucorales; Mucoraceae. The transcript has 7 exons. The record is from RefSeq and is a predicted model, not a curated record. The coding region runs from base 1 to 903 and encodes 300 amino acids.
AUGUAUCGUUACAACCAAACUGCUCCAGGAUCAAGUACCUCACAAACCGAUUUGCCUUUAAAGCGUAGUCAGCAUUCUGAAGAUGAAGAAAGUGCUUUUUGGUCGUGGCAUAGCGCUGACAAAAAAAAAGAAAAUCAAAUGGAUGAUCAACAAUUUCAACACGACGAGGGCAUUAAAAGAGUACCGCCAAAUUACAGAAAAUGGAGCACAAAUACGCAAACAUUUAUCCGACAUCCGUUUUCUCCUUCAGUAAUGAAGGAUCUUAAUCUAAAACAAUAUCUAGAGUUCAUGGAAGACGAUGUGUUGAUAGUACGUUGUAAAAUACAUAAGCUAUUAUAUAAUGAAGAUAUGGACGAAGAAGAAAGAGAAGACGCUAUUGAUCUGAUAAAGAACAGCAGCAGUAGUAGACAUAUAAAAACAGCUUUCAAAAUAACUAAAGAUAUUAUUUCUCACAUUUUCAGUAGCAGCAUUUUAAAGAAACAAGAAAGUGAAGCUAAUCAAAUCUUUGAGUUGUUGCGGCCAUUUUUAACACAUUGCUGGAUUUUACGGCUAACUGGAGUGAAAUAUGAUUGGUUAACCUAUCCUCCACAACAUUCUUCAAGUCAGUUAAUGAUCCAUGAUUAUAUUUUAUUUGUUGAACCCUAUGCAUCAAUUACUUUCGAGCUUUGUUUUGUUGAAGUAAAGAGAAAGGGAAACGAUUAUAAAGGAAAUUAUGAGUUUGAUUUAGUAAAACUGGAUCAUGUAGCAACAGCUUUUAAAAUAGACCUUAAAUAUAAUGAACAGUACCAAAUGGUGAAGAUAAGUGCGUUUAACUUUAUUAGAAAGACACCUGAUGAUAUUUUGCUUUUGCCCACCCUAAUGGAGAAACUCAAACAGAUGAAACGUAGCACUGAUGCAUUUUAA